This is a messenger RNA of Aptenodytes forsteri (emperor penguin), 1732 nucleotides long. It is a transcript of the gene ZNF777, whose product is annotated as zinc finger protein 777. The transcript has 5 exons. NCBI's taxonomy places the organism in Eukaryota, Metazoa, Chordata, Aves, Sphenisciformes, Spheniscidae. Gene Ontology annotation, biological process: regulation of transcription by RNA polymerase II. The record is from RefSeq and is a predicted model, not a curated record. Bases 71 to 1732 code for a protein of 553 amino acids. Gene Ontology annotation, molecular function: DNA-binding transcription factor activity; RNA polymerase II cis-regulatory region sequence-specific DNA binding.
GGAGAGCAAGUGGGCCGUGCUGGGCACCCUCAUCCAGGAGUACGGGCUGCUCCAGCGGCGCCUGGAGAACAUGGAGAACCUGCUGAAGAACAGGAACUUCUGGAUCCUGCGGCUGCCCCCGGGCAGGAAGGGGGAAGUCCCCAAGGUGCCGGUGACGUUUGACGACGUGUCUGUCUAUUUCAACGACAAGGAAUGGGAGAAGCUGGAGGAGUGGCAGAAGGAGCUGUACAAGAAUGUGAUGAAGGGGAACUACGAGUCGCUGAUCUCCCUGGACUAUGCAAUUUCCAAACCUGGUGUUUUGUCUCAGAUCGAGCAAGGAGAGGAAUCGCGGGUCAGGAAUGAGCAGGACUUGGAGGAGAGCGAGAUCAUUACCGAUGCCACCGCAGCUGGUAUAAGGGUUGUGAUCAAAACGGAGGAGCUCCUUCCUGAAGACAGCCCUGAAAACCCCGAGCUGCACGGGAUGUCGGGGCAGUCGGAGGGGAGCUUCCAGAGUCCGGACGAGGAGGCAGCCUGCGAGAGCCCCUACGGCUCCGUCUCCCCUCCGAGGGACCUCCCAGGAACCAGCCUGGGUGACUCGUCCGAAUACGUAGCUGACUUCAACGAGAUCCAGAGAGUGAUCGUUCACCACGGGAGCUGCACAGAGGACGGGAUCGUGAUCAAGACGGAGGAGGAGGAGGAGGACGACCCUGACACCCUGGAGCCGUGCGCCAUGUUCUCGGGCAGGACCGAGCCGCCGGCGUUCCCCAGCCACGAGGCCGGGCUGGGCUGCGAGGCGCAGUGCAGCUCCAAAACGCAGCCCAGGAGCCUGGCGGCCGCCCGCGUGGGGAAGCCCCCCACCUGCGAGAGGGACUCCGGGGAGAUGAAGCCGGCCAUCGCCCAGCAGCGGAACCGGACGAGGGAGAGACCCUACAUCUGCCCAGAGUGCGGGAAGAGCUUCAUGCUCAAGAUCAACUUCAUGAUCCACCAGCGCAACCACCUCAAGGAAGGGCCCUACGAGUGCCACGACUGCGACCUCAGCUUCCGCAACAAGCAGCAGUUCCUGCUGCACCAGCGCAGCCACACACGCCGGGGCGUGGGGGUCCCCCGGCGCCCCGAGCACGGCCUCAAGCCCCAGCCGCGGCCCCCACCCCCAGGGAAGCCCUACAAGUGCUCCGAGUGCGAGAGCAGCUUCAGCCACAAGUCGAGCCUCAGCAAACACCAGAUCACCCACGUCGGGGAGCGGCCCUUCACCUGCGGCGAGUGCCGGAGGAGCUUCCGCUUGCAGAUCAGCCUCAUCAUGCACCAGAGGAUCCACGCCGGCAAGAGCGAGAUGGCCUUCCUCUGCCCCCAGUGCGGGAAGAACUUCACCCGGCCCUCCCACCUCCUGCGGCACCAGCGGACUCACACCGGCGAGCGGCCCUACCAGUGCAGCCAGUGCGAGAAGACCUUCAGCGAGAAGUCCAAGCUCACCAACCAUUACCGCAUCCACACCCGGGAGCGCCCGCACGCCUGCGCCGUCUGUGGGAAGGGUUUCAUUCGCAAGCACCAUCUCCUGGAGCACCAGCGCAUCCACACGGGCGAGCGGCCCUACCACUGCACCGAGUGCGGCAAGAACUUCACCCAGAAGCAUCACCUCCUGGAGCACCAGCGGGCGCACACCGGCGAGCGGCCCUACCCCUGCACCGAGUGCACCAAGUGCUUCCGCUACAAGCAGUCCCUCAAGUACCACCUGAGGACACACAUGGGAGAGUGA